Molecule: messenger RNA, 2413 nt
Organism: Nezara viridula (southern green stink bug)
Lineage: Eukaryota; Metazoa; Arthropoda; Insecta; Hemiptera; Pentatomidae
Source: the annotation of a GenBank genome assembly
AAGUCAUUAAUGCACUUUGAAAAAUCAUUGGAUUUCCACAAUGACUCGGUCAUCACUAGGCAUAUCUCAGUCAGUAACUGAUCAAAGCAGUGGACUGUCGACACACUUCAAAGAGAACAAUGGCAAACAUGAAAAAUUUAACGAUAAAGGAAUACUUCGAAGGACAAUCGAUAUUCAUCACCGGAAAUACAGGUACCAUGGGAAAGGUUCUAAUCGAGAAGUUGCUUCGGUGUUGUCCUGGAGUGGCCAGGCUAUACCUACUCAUCAGGGGGAAGAAAAAUAUUUCCAGUGAGGAGAGAUGGAAAGCAAUCACAGAAUUACCAUUGUUUGAUGUGCUGAAGAAAUCUAAUCCCGAAGCAUUAGCUAAAGUUACGCUUAUAGAAGGAGACAUACUAAAAGAUGACAUGGAUCUAUCAGAGGAAGAUAAGCAAUGUCUCUUAGAAAAUGUAACAAUCGUUUACCACAUGGCUGCAUUGGUUCAAUUUAGUGAUAGCAUGACACUGGCUCUAAUAAACAAUACCAAAUCAACGCAUAUGCUUCUCGAAUUUGCCAGGCGGAUGAAAAAACUUCAAUUAUUUCAUCAUGUAUCAACUGCAUUCUGCAAUAUGAACGUCCCUUGUGAUAAGGCAAUAGAAGAGGUCAUUCCAGCAACUCUGGACUGGAGAGUGAUCAUGAAGCUUUUAGAAACUCAACCAUUAAUUCUUGAAAACCUCAAAGAAAAACUUCUAUUUGGUCAUCCAAACCCGUAUACUUGGAGCAAGUGGCUUACAGAACAAAUAGUGGACGAAUACAAAAUAUAUUUCCCGAUAGUCAUCACAAGACCCGCAUCAGUGUCCAGUACCGUCAGAGAUCCUUUUCCAGGAUGGCUUGAUUCCAACAACGGCAUAUGCGGCUUUACAAAUGCUAUAGGUUUCGGAUUGUUGCGAAUUGCAUUUGCAAAAGAGGACAACUAUACCGACUUCAUUCCAGCAGAUGCAUCUAUAAAUACAAUGAUUGUGGCCUCGUGGAAGAAGUAUAAAGAACCAGCUCCGGAACGUACGGAUGUCUACAACAGCUGUUUAAUAAAGGACAUAAAAAUAACCGGAUCCGACUAUGUGAGGCUUGGACGGCCUGCUAUGGUGAAAUAUCCCUCGAAGCAUAUCGUGUGGCCUUCCCACGUAGUAAUGACCACUAAUGAGCUUUGGUACAAAAUAUUAUUCAUAUUGCUUCAAUUGGUUCCAGCGGUUUUAGUGGACCUAUUUUGUCUGGUGCGAAAUAAGAAGCGAAGGGCAGUGAAUAUGACGAUAAAAUCGGCUAAUAUGCUUCGAAUAUACAAGGAAUUCACCAAAAGAAAACUCGGAUUUCCGAACGACAAAUUCAAGGCUCUCAACAAUGAUAUACCAGAUGAGGAGUGGGACACGUUCAACACAGUGUACAAGGGCUUAACGAAAGAAUAUUUGAUAUCUAUAGGUUACAAAUCAAUUGUUAAAUACUAUCUAAAAGAAGAAAUCAAUGAAGAAAGUAUGAUUAAAAACAAAAGGCGAUAUUUUUGGUUAAUAGUAAUCGACGAAAUUAUGAUUUUCUGCUUUUGGAUGUUCGGAGGUUACUUACUCACCAAAAUACUUGGUUCAAUGCUGUAAUUCUGGUAGAAUUAUUCUUGCAACACAGAACAUUACUUCAGAACAGACGAAAAAAUGAACAAAAAACUUCCUAAACUGCAUCUCGAUUCUUUAAAACAUUCAGCAGUUUGUGGAAAAUGCUUUAUUUCCCAUCUUCAAAACCAUAAAAUAGAAUAGAAUAAAAUAUAAUUUAUUGCAUAAAGCAGUACAUGCUUGUUAUAUAAAUUAUACUGGGAUUGGCACUUUAAAUAUAAUAUUAAAUAAUAUUUAUCUUUCCAAAUUUAAGGCAAAUAAACUUCCAUUUAGUCUUUUUUAAUAACAUCUAUUGCAUCUGAAGUUUUGGGACAAUUUUCCCAUCCUCAAAGAAUCGUUUAUGUUUACUUGACUUUGUAAUGUGCCAUCAAUUGUCAAAAAUUACAAUAAUUGUCAUAUCUAUUUAAAUAUAAUACUUUAUGGUGUUACACAUUCAUUUUCUGUCCACUAUCACAGUAACCAACAUCUAGUUCCUUUGAGAAAUGGGAAAAUUGCCCGAAACGUCAGCUGUAAUAAAUGUGAUUAAAGAAGAAUUAAAAAAAAUGGAAGUUUAUUUGCCUUAAACUUAGAAAAAUAUAUAAAACGAAGCUUCCUAAAAAGGGAAAAAUAAGAAGAUAAUAAUAUUUAUAAGAUAAGAUUGUAUAGCAAGUAAUUCUUUUUUAUUUUAUAUAGCAUAUAGAUAAAAAGUUUAACAUUCAUGACCUAAGAUUUCAUAACUAUAUAUUGUAUAUAAAUAAUAUAUUUUUUACAAUACAUAUUAAAAAAAUUGCUUUUUUAUAUAA